GAUGAGCUCUGGGCGCGGCAGCACACCAAGGCGGCACAGCAGCUGUACAGCUUGUGUGUCGACCUGCGCGGCUUCUACCUGAAGACUGGACAGUUCAUCGGCGCUCGCGGCGACUUUGUGCCGGAGCAGAUCUGCCGCAAGCUGUCGCUGCUGCACGACCAGGUGCCACCCAUGCCGGCUGCACAGGCACGAGAAGUGAUUGAGCGGGAGUUGGGGGCGCCCUUGGAGGCGCUGUUUGAGUGGAUUGAUCUGGAGGAGCCGCUUGGUUCUGCCUCUAUUGGCCAGGUGCACAAGGCCAAGCUACGGUGUCCGAGGCAGCGCAAGGGGCGGCCAUUCCUGCGUCCAGUUCAAUACCCGGAUGCGCUGCCCACCAUGUCUCUCGACCUGUCCAACGUUCGCCUGGCCGCCGCCUUCCUGUCCAAGACUGAGAUCAAGUUUGACAUGGUGUCUGCAGUGGACGAGCUGGCGGCGCAGAUUCGACUGGAGUUUGACUUCUGCCGGGAGGCUCGCAUAAUGGAUGCCGUGGCCCGCCAGUUCCAGCUCAACCACCGCAUCGACGUGCCGCGCAGCGUGCCUGGCAUGGUGACAGACCGUUUGCUGGUAAUGAACUUUUUGGAUGGCAUCCCCAUCACCCGCCUGGAGCGACACACUCAAAAGUGGGUCCUGUCGGCAGCCACCAAGCAGAUGGCGGCCAAGCGCAUCCUGAGCCGUGUGUCAGAGGCGUACGGCCGCAUGCUGCUGCUGGACGGCUUGUUUCAAGCAGACGGCCAUCCUGGCAACAUCCUUGUGAUGAAGGGUGGCAAGAUUGGACUCAUCGAUUAUGGGCAGUCCAAGCAGCUGCCGGACCCUUACCGUGCGGCCUUUGCCCAGCUGGUGCUGGCUCUGGACAAGGGGGACAACGCUGCCAUUGCGACAGCUUUGCGUGGUGUGGGCGUGGUGACGGAGCGGGAGGAGGCCCCGUUGCAGGCACGGCUGGCGUACGGCAUGUUUGACACGCGGGGCAGUGUGGACCCAUUUGCCCCGGACUCUCCGAUUAAAGCAAUGGGCAUCGAGAAGUUCCCGCCGGACAUGUUUUUCGUGCUGCGGGUGGUGCAGCUGCUGCGCGGCCUGAAGACGGGCAUGAAGGUGGCAGAGUUCAGCGCCGCCUCGCAGUGGAAGCCGUAUGCCCAGGAGGCG
Chlorella variabilis is the source of this 1176-nucleotide messenger RNA. RefSeq lists its product as hypothetical. Gene Ontology annotation, biological process: protein phosphorylation. The annotation marks the transcript as partial. Lineage: Eukaryota; Viridiplantae; Chlorophyta; Trebouxiophyceae; Chlorellales; Chlorellaceae. Gene Ontology annotation, molecular function: ATP binding; protein kinase activity. The transcript has 11 exons. The record is from RefSeq and is a predicted model, not a curated record.